AUGUUUGUGUGUCAGGAGGAAGAAGAUCUGCUGGGAGGAAGAGGGGGAGGGAGAGGAGGUGGAAGAAAAGGCGUAAGAGGAGGAAGUACAAGAGGAGGAAGAAGGAGGAAGUACAGGAGGAGGAGAAAGGGGAGGAAGAGGAGAAAGAGGGGAAAAGAGAAAGAGGAAGAGGAAGAGGAGAAGGAGGUGGAGGAAAAGAAAGAGGAGGAGGAAGAGGAGGAGUAAGAGGAGAAGGAGGAAGAGGAGGAUAAGGUGGAGGAAGAUGAGAAAGAAGAGAAGGAGGUGGAGGAAGAGAAAAAGGAGGAGGAGGAGGAGGAAGAGAAAGAAGAGGAAGAGGAGGUGGAGGAAGAGAAUGAGCAAGAAGAGGAAAAGGAAGAGGAAGAGGAGGAAGAGGAGAAGGAGGUGGAGGGAGAGAAAGAGGCGGAGGAAGAGGAUGAAAAAGAGGAGAAGGAGGUGGAGGGAGAGAAAGAAGACGAGGAAGAGGAAGAAGAGGAGAAGAAGGUGGAGAAAGAGGAGAGGGAAGUGGAGGAAGAAAAAGAGGAGGAGGAAGAGAAGAAGAAGGUGGAGGAAGAAAAAGAGGGGGAGGAAGAGAAAGAGGAGAAGGGGGAAGAGGAGAAAGAAGAGAAUGAGGUGGAGGAAGAGAAAAAGGAAGCGUAGAAGGAAGAUAAAGAGAAAUAAGAGUAAGAGGAGAAGGAGGUGGAGGAGGGGAAAGUGGAGGAAGAGGAAAAGGGAGAGGAAGAGGAGAAGGGGGUGGAGGAAGAGAAAGAGGAGGAGGAAGAGGAGGUAGAGAAUGAGGAAGAGGAAGAGGCGGAGGAGGAGGAGGAAGAGGAUGAAGAAAGUAAGGAAGAGAAAGAAGAUGAGGAAGAGGAGGAAGAGGAGAAGAAGGUGGAGAAAGAGGAGUGGGAGGUGGAGGAAGAGAAAGAGGAGGAGGAAGAGAAAGAGGAGGAGGAAGAGGAGAAGGAGGUGGAGGAAGAGAAAGAGGAGGAAGAGGAGAAGGAAGAAGAAGAGAAAGAAGAAAAA
This is a messenger RNA of Nerophis ophidion (straightnose pipefish), 1020 nucleotides long. Its product is annotated as cilia- and flagella-associated protein 251-like. The record is from RefSeq and is a predicted model, not a curated record. NCBI's taxonomy places the organism in Eukaryota, Metazoa, Chordata, Actinopteri, Syngnathiformes, Syngnathidae.